Vespa crabro (European hornet) is the source of this 3906-nucleotide messenger RNA. RefSeq lists its product as uncharacterized. The transcript is spliced from 3 exons. The record is from RefSeq and is a predicted model, not a curated record. Bases 208 to 516 code for a protein of 102 amino acids. Lineage: Eukaryota; Metazoa; Arthropoda; Insecta; Hymenoptera; Vespidae.
GUACAAGCUUCCGUUAGGAUCACGCUACAAGACUAUUUCGCCACCGUCAAGACAAAGGCCAAUCAAAUCCAUCUAAAAUCAGGAACUGUAUGGGCAUUGGACGAAGAAGCCUGCCUCGACUCAAAUGGAAGUGAAAGUUAUUAGUCGAACAUUUCAACCAACAGCAGUAGUUUCCAUGAAUAUGAUGUUCUUUAUGAGGGGCCAGCAAUGAAAUUAACACCUGCCGAAUCAUCUCAAGGACCCAUUCUUUACACAGUAACAAAGAAAGAUCUUACGUUUGCUCUAACAAGAAACAGUCACACGUUAGGAAACCAGCUGAAAAACCCGCCAUUAUCGACACUCUUGCUAGAGGAAUUAAUGGGAGACAUAUAUCUUCAGGUAAAAACAUUUGCAGCAGGAAAUCAAGAAAAAGAAGUAUUUUCCGAAGAAGUUGAACAUGCAACUGAGUUAUAUGAAAAUUUAGAAUUUUGGUAUUGGUUUGUUUUUUUUAGCAGGAACAGAUUUAUUUUGAAAUAGUAUUUUAUUUCGUUCAUUGUACUUUAGUGAUCAUUUAAUAUCAAUUGGGCAAUUAACAUUUGGCGAUCUUAUGGCAUUUUUGAUGGUAACUGAAAUAAUUCAAAGAUCUUUCUCUCAACUAUCUUUAUUGCUUGGAACAUACGUAAGAGGAAUCAAUUCAAGUGCCUGAAUUUUUUUAAUAUUUUAUUAUUUUUACUUGCAAGAUUUUAGAUAUAUUGUUUAUAAACGAUUUGAAAUUUAUUUUAUGAUACUUAAAUAUACCAACAAUACCAAUGGUAGUCGGAGGAAAGAUAAAAAAGGAUUCUCAGGGAAUAUAGAAUUAAAAAAUGUGAAAUUUAACUAUUCAACUCGGUCGAAUCAUGUUAUUUUGAAGAAUUUUAUUUUGAAUAUUAAUAUAUGAAUACAAAUUAUAAUAUUUUUUCAAACUAUUUCAUUAUAUAUUACGCAUUAUUAAAUGUUAUAGAUCGUAAAAGCGGCGAAAGAAGAUAAUGCUCAUGAAUUCAUUACAAAAUUUCAAUAUAGUUAUGAAAUCUAAAUUGGCAAGAGAAAUGCUAAAUUAACUGGUUGACUGAAGCAACCAUCAAUCUUUAUAUUAGUUGAAGCAAUGUUGUAUAAAAGGACUAAAUAUUGAUAAUUUAUCUCGUAUCUUAUCUUGUAUUCUAUAUGAAUUUUCUAUUUUAGCUUUUUGGAUUAUUAAAGCGAAAGAAUAGUUCACAAUGCAUUAGAAAAUGUAAGCCGAGGUAGAACAGUAUUGGCUAUUAUUCAUAGAUUAAGUACUAUUAACGCUUGUUGUGUACUUGGAGUGUAGGACAUUUUAGACCAACUUUAAACUCAAUUUAAAUCAAGUUAACCCUUUGCACUCGGAGCCAUUUUCGCGUGGAUUAAUUAGCAACUGGAGACGCUUUGUCGCGUUUUUGGUGAAUUUCUUACUUCUAACUUAAAAUGAUUAAACACACAAAUUAUCCUAUCAAACUUUUAUAUUUUAACAUUUUAUGUUAUCUUUACGAAGAUAAUUUCUGAAACAUUAGUCUUUGUAAUUUUACUUCGUAUGAUAUUUCAUAUAACAAUUGCCGAGAUGGAUUUCCGGCUUUUCAGAACAAAUAUUACAAUAGUAUGUUGUUUGAUAUUUUUUGCCGGCUUUAUUUCUUUGAGAGCAGACUUUACAAUCCUUCCUAAUUCUUGUUAGAAUGUUAUACAGUUUUCCAUUCAGGUGGAUCUUUUCGGAAUCGGAGGUUGAGGUUGAAGCUCGAUCACUAUUAUCAUCACUGCUCGUGUUCUCUCUAUCGUCAAGCUGUCUGAGUAUAGAUAUAAUUUCUUCGUUAAGUAACGUUACAUCAAACUCAUCUUCACUUGACUAAGUUCCAUGCUUAGGGGAUUAGAAACUUCAAUUUUUAUAGUCCUUUUGUCACGACUUUCAAGUUCGAACUAAGACCGAAAAUGAAAUCCGGUUGAUGGUUGCACAUUAAUUUCAGAUGAGAAAACAAUACUUCCAUUGGAAACGAAGAUUGUUAUCUUCGUAACAUUAUACAGGAAGAGCUUAGGAACACAAUUGAAUGAAAGAAAACAAGAAGUUGUCACUGUGCAUCGAAUUUCUGCAUCGAAAUAAAGUAGUGAGCGAGUGUCACCUCUCCAGUGCAAAGGGUUAAUUUUUGUCAUUAGGAUUUUUACAGUCAUUUAUCUGUAGUUGAGAUAUGUAUCGUUAUAUACCAAUUGACAGAAUAGUCCGCGUUAUGUCACAGUCGCUGAGUUGUGAUCGAGUAAAUUUUAAAUUUGUAAAAUCUGAAGUGUACCACAUCCCAUGUACACAGUAAAUUAUUUUUGCAUUAAUUUUUGAUUUUCUAUUAUUAAAAAUUUUUAGUCCAUUCAUGCUCUAAGUAAUGUAAUCCUUUAUUUAAAUGUGAUAGAAAUUAUUUUCUAAUUUUAUAUCUCAUUCAUAUUUCAAAUCAAAUGCAAUCGAUGUGAAUGGAAAACUAGCUAUUAUACAAUACUAUAAUGAAAAUAAAAGAAUAGACUCUUUUGAUCAGUUAUGUCAUUUAUUUACUGUUUAACUCAUUUGAAACAAAUUGCAUACCAUAUGUGCAAUGCCUUUACGAGGCUAUGAGACCGAGGUAUAAUAGUAAUGAUGAGCAAUUUUCAGUUAUUCUGAGUAAAAUAUUCGUCUAAAUAAAAGUUGCUUUUUAAUUAAUAAUAUCUGUAAAAUAUACAAAAACAUAAUUUGUCAUUGGUUUUCAUUUGUACCAAAUAAAACAAAACGUUUUGUUUGAAUUUUCGAAAUCUACAUUUUUAAGAAAUUCAAUACAGGAACCCAUAUAUCUAAAUCCAUUUUUCAAAUCUAUCAUUAACAUCAAUAGUAUCACCUUCUAUUCAUACCACCUAAAUGAAAAUCAUUAUCUUAAACCAGCGGGAUCUGCGUAUUCAGAAUUUCUUAUAUGUAAGAAAUAAUAUCUUAAAUCUUAUUAUCUUAAGCGUUGGCUUAGAUAAUACAUUUUUUCUUUUCUUUGACCCAUCUUUAUCCGUGAAUAAGUAAGACAUUUGUUUAAACCACUCCUUACCCGUGAAAAUGGAGCACCAACGACGACGCGUAACAAUUCAGUCUUACAGAAAAUUUUUCGCAGAAAUCAAUUGCACAGACGGUAUGCAAUCAUCUUAUUUAUGCGAAUUGACUUACGAAUUGGCUGAUUUCCAUAGUAAGCAAGGUUUUCUUUUUACUGAAAAUGAACAAUAUAAUGAAAAAAACAAAAAAAUUUGAAUCCUUGGGAUAAGUUUUAUUUUUUACUGAAAAUGAACAAUAUAAUGAAAAAAAAAAACAAUUUGGAUCCUUGGGAUCGUGUUUGGAAAAAUUCACGUUUUCGAAUGGAUUAAUAGAAAAAACUAAUCAUUGAAUUUUAAGAAUUUUCUUCAGUAUUAUUGGAUAUGACUGGUAUAAAUUUCAUAAAGUUAUUGAAAUGUAAAAUGCUGGUAGAAAUGUUACAAUAUUUUUUCAAUCUUGCCUGAAAGAACUCUAUAAGCAUUUUUGUAAGGAUUAUUUAUUAGUGUGUUUUAAUAUAUCAUUCUUUCGAAAUAAUUUAAAAUUAGGAAUUAAGAUCAUAUUCGGAUUUAAUGCUGAGAAAGAUGGAAAUAAAUUCUAUAAGAUUAUAGUAUAUAAAAAACAAUGCUGAUGUAUGAUUUAUCCACAUUCGAAAAACAGGAAAAUUAAAAUUUGAUGUACUUCAUAUAGACACCCAAUAUGUAAUUAGCACAGCAAUAAUUUUUGCGUUCGGUGCAUCGGUCACGAGUAAACAUUUAAUUAUUUUUUUUAUUAUAAUUUUGUACUUUUAUAACUCUUUGUAGAGAUAUGAAUUUGUAUGUAUGGAUAUUUCAAUAAAAUGAAUGGAAAAAAAAAAUGGAAAA